This is a messenger RNA of Clupea harengus (Atlantic herring), 6481 nucleotides long. RefSeq names its product CF transmembrane conductance regulator (gene cftr). Gene Ontology annotation, cellular component: cytosol; plasma membrane; apical plasma membrane. Lineage: Eukaryota; Metazoa; Chordata; Actinopteri; Clupeiformes; Clupeidae. The record is from RefSeq and is a predicted model, not a curated record. Gene Ontology annotation, molecular function: ATP hydrolysis activity; ATP binding; chloride channel activity. Gene Ontology annotation, biological process: chloride transmembrane transport; bicarbonate transport.
UGUGCAAAGACUCCGAAUGGUUUCUUGGAAAUGUGAAACUUAUUUUCAAGAGGUUAUCUCUAUUUGAAUUAGGCUAUAGGUCUACCGUUCAAACUAAGCACCAUUUUGUUGCUUCACAACCUUGCACUUGACCCUCAGUCUAAAAUCAAAAGACAAGACACUGCGCCAGUGCUGCUUGUGGGAUGUUGCAAUAUCUCAGCCCUUCAUGUGGCUACAACUGAGGGCUACAACUGAGGGCUGAGGCAAUUCCACAAGUGACAUCACUGCGCACUUAGCACAAGGUGGAGAACAAAACAAGGGAUCCUCUUCAAAAGGGGGAAGAAUUAAAGGGACGCCAAAUGUAAGCGGCUGUAUUUUUUAAUGUGCGGAGGGGGUUGAAAGGAAUUAUUUCAAGGAUGCAGAAAUCACCUGUGGAAGAUGCCAACUGGCUCUCCAAAUAUUUCUUCUGGUGGACAUACCCUAUUAUGAGGAAGGGUUUCACGGAGAGAUUAGGUCCUUCAGAUGUGUAUCAAGCUCCAUCUUUUGACAAAGCCGACGUCCUCGCUGAUCACUUAGAGAGAGAAUGGAAAAAAGAGGUUGAUUCUGGAAAGAAGAAUCCCAGGCUGCUCUUUGCACUGGUUCGAGUUCGAAGUUUCUUUUGGACUUUCAUGAUUUGUGGAGUCCUCUUGUUUUUGGGGGAAGCCUCGAAAACUGUUCAGCCUCAGCUCUUGGGGCGCAUCAUUGCCCAGUUUGACCCUUUCCAUGCAGCUGAGCGGUCGCAGGGCUACUUCCUGGCCCUGGGCCUGAGCCUUCUCUUCACCGCUCGCUUCCUGCUCCUCCAGCCGGCCGUCUUUGGCCUGCACCACCUGGGCAUGCAAAUCAGAAUCGCUCUGUUCACCCUCAUCUACAAGAAGACCCUGAAGCUCUCCAGCCGAGUCCUGGACCAGAUCAGUACUGGGGAGCUGGUCAGCCUGAUGUCAGCGCAUCUCAGCAAGUUUGACCAGAGUAUGGGCAUGGCCCACUUUGUGUGGAUCUCACCGCUGCAGUGUAUACUUAGUGUUGGUCUGGUGUGGGAACUCAUAGACGUCAAUGGCUUCUGUGCCCUGGCUGCCAUCUCACUGCUAGGCAUUAUCCAAGCUGGUCUCUCACACAAGAUGGGCCCUUACAAGACACAGAGGGCCAAGCUGACGAGUAAGAGGCUUGCCUUAACUUCGGAUAUCGUGGAGAACAUUCACUCUGUAAAGGCCUAUGGAUGGGAAGAGGUUAUGGAGACCAUUAUUAAUAACAUGAGAAAGAAAGAGGUGAAGCUCACGCAGAAGAUCGGCUCGCUGCGCUACUUCUACAGCUCGGCGUACUUCUUCUCGGCCAUCUGGAUCAUCGUGGCGGCCAUCGUGCCCCACGCCCUGAGCCGGGGCAUCAUCCUGCGACGCAUCUUCACCACCCUGUCCUACUGCAUCGCCCUGCGCAUCACCAUCACCCGCCAGCUGCCCGCCUCCAUCCAGAUGUGGUACGAUACCAUCGCCCUGCUCAAGAAGAUCGAGGAUUUUCUGAGUAAGGAGGAGUACAAGAUGCCGGAGUAUAACCCGAAUGCAACUGGGCUGAGACUUGACAAUGUCACUGCUUCAUGGGAUGAGGGUAUUGGGGAAUUGUUUGACAAGAUUCGGCGUGAGAACAAAGACAAGGAAAAUGGUCACAUGAACGGGGACGGCGGGCUCUUUUUCACCAACCUCUAUGUGACGCCCGUGCUGAGAAAGAUCACCCUGAGACUGGAGAAGGGAGAGAUGCUGGCUCUGGCUGGAUCCACAGGCUCUGGGAAGAGCUCUCUGCUGAUGACAGUAUUGGGGGAAUUGGUCCCAUCUGAGGGGACCAUCCGCCAUAGUGGCCGAAUCUCCUUCUCGCCUCAAACCGCCUGGAUCAUGCCCGGCACCAUCCGAGACAACAUCCUGUUUGGACUGAACUAUGAUGAGUACCGUUACAACAGCGUCAUCAAGGCCUGCCAGCUUGAGCAGGACUUGGCCGCGAUGCCUGAAAAUGACGGGACUGCCCUGACAGAGGGAGGUCUGAACCUGAGUGGAGGCCAGAAAGCCAGAGUGGCUCUUGCCAGAGCCGUGUAUAAGGAUGCCGAUGUCUACCUGCUGGAUGCCCCAUUCACCCACCUGGAUAUUGCCACAGAGAAGGAAAUCUUUGAGAGAUGUAUGCUCAAGCUCAUGGCCUCAAAGACCCGGGUGCUAGUCACCAGCAAGCUGGAGCACCUGAAGCGCGCCGACAAGAUCCUGCUGCUUCACAACGGCGACUGCUUUUUCUAUGGCACCUUCUCCGAGCUGCAGGCCCAGCGGCCCGACUUCAGCUCGCUGAUCCUGGGCCUGGAGGGCUACGACAACAUCAAGGCCGAGCGCCGCACCUCCAUCCUGUCCGACACGCUGCGCCGCGUCUCCGUGGACGAGUCGGCCGGCUACCGCUCCGAGCGGCCCUCGUUCCGCCCGCCCCAGCCGCCUCACCUGCCCGCCUACAUGGAGCAGCACCGCGAGGAGCGCCGAUCCUCCGUGCUGCUCAACCCGCUGGCGGCGGCCGCGCGCAAGCUCUCCUUCAUCCCCUCGUCCAGCUCGAUGGCGGGUGACGAGGAGGUGCUGGUGCGGCGGCCGGCGCCAGACAGGAAGCUGUCGCUCAUGCCCGAAGACGAGCUGGUGGACGAGUCGUUCUCGGGAGGGGACGUGUACCACAACCACAGCGUGCACAUGGCCGGCCAGCGGCGGCAGUCGGUGCUGGACUUCAUCACCAACGCCGGGGGAGCAGGCCGCCGGGACCCCAACCGCUCCUCGUUUCGCCGGAAGAUGUCGAUCCUGCCCCAGAGCGACCUGACCUCAGAGGUGGACAUCUACGCCCGGCGUCUCUCUGAAGACUUCAACGACGCCAAUGACUUUGACUUCAGCGGGGACAUGGACGGCGAGCACAUUGAGGCUUGCUUUGCAGAUCAGCAAAUUGAAGACGUCUUUGAAACAACCAAGUGGAACACAUAUGUCCGCUAUGUGUCCACCAACAAGAAUCUCAUCUAUGUACUCAUCUUCAUUUUCAUAGUCUUUGCAGCUGAGGUUGCCCUCUCUGUCAUUGGCAUUAAAUUGAUCACAGAUAAGGUCUGGAGGGAGGAGCAUCACUGGUUCAACUACAACGCAACCCACUACCCCAACAUGACACAGCCGGAGCAGUUCUUCCCGGUCAUCGUCACGCCGACCAGCAUCUACUACAUCAUGUACAUCUACGUGGCCACCUCCGAGAGCGUGCUGGCGCUGGGCUUCCUCCGCGGGCUGCCGCUGGUCCGCACCAUGAUCACCAUCUCGCAGAGGCUCCACGAGAAGAUGCUGGCCGCCGUGCUGCGUGCACCCAUGGCCGUACUCAACACCAUGAAGACAGGUCGCAUCAUGAACCGCUUCACCAAAGACAUGGCCACCAUUGACGACAUGCUCCCCCUCUUGAUGUUCGACCUCAUUCAGCUCCUCCUGAUUGUGGUUGGUUGCCUGUUGGUGGUGACCAUCCUGCGGCCCUACAUUUACCUUGCAGCGACGCCAUUGGCCAUCAUCUUCAUGCUCAUGAGAAAGUACUUCCUGCGGACAGGCCAGCAGUUGAAACAGCUGGAGACAGAGGCUCGGAGUCCUAUCUUCUCUCACCUCAUCAUAUCCAUGAAGGGUCUGUGGACGAUCCGGGCCUUUGGACGGCAGGCCUACUUUGAAGGCCAGUUCCAGAAGGCCCUCAACACCCACACAGCCACAUGGUUCCUCUACCUCUCCACCCUGCGGUGGUUCCUGUUCCGGGCUGACGUGAUCUUCACCCUGUUCUUCACCCUGGCUGCCUGGAUUGCAGUUGGGACCACAAAGGACCCUUACGUGGGUGACGUUGGUAUCAUUGUGGUCAUGGCCAUGCUUAUCAAUAGCACUUUCCAGUGGUGUGUGGUCACCAGCAUUGCUGUGGAUGGAAUGAUGCGCUCUGUGGACCGAGUCUUCAAGUUCAUCGACCUGCCAUCGGAGGAGCCCAAGUCGGAUGGUUUAGGGUCUAGCAAAGGCGGCAAGGACAAAGGCUCUGGCCUGGUCAUCGAGAACGUAGACGCCUGGGCUUACACUGCAUGGCCCAACCGCGGCCAGCUGGACGUGCAGAAGCUCUCCGUGAAGUACACAGAGGCAGGCCAGACCAUCAUCAAAGACCUCUCCUUCACUGUGGAUGGUGGUCAACGGAUGGGUCUGUUGGGAAGGACAGGGUCAGGGAAGAGCACCCUCUUCAAUGGACUUCUGCGUCUGGCCGACACUGACGGUGAGGUCCUCAUUGAUGAUGUUUCCUGGAACAACAUGUCCCUGAAGGCCUGGAGGAGAGCUUUUGGAGUCAUCCCACAGAAAGUCUUUAUCUUCACCGGAAGUUUCCGCAUGAACCUGGACCCGUAUAACCGGCACAGUGAUGAGGAGCUGUGGAAGGUCACUGAGGAGGUGGGCCUGAAGUCGGUCAUUGAGCAGUUCCCCGACAAGCUGGAGUUCCAGCUGGAGUAUGGGGGUCAGGUCCUGAGCAACGGCCACAAGCAGCUGAUGUGCCUGGCCCGCUCCAUACUCAGGAGGGCCCGCAUCCUGCUGCUGGACGAGCCCAGUGCCCAUCUGGAUCCCAUCACUAUAAAGGCUCUGAAGAGCACGCUGAGGGACUCCUUCUCCACCUGCACCCUCCUGAUGUCGGAGCACAGGAUGGAAACGCUGCUGGAGUGCCAGUCCUUCCUGUUGCUGGACCAGAGCACAGGGAAGACGUUCGACUCUAUCCAGAAGCUGCUGAACGAGACGAGCCACCUUAAGCAGGCCAUGAGCCCGCACGAGCGCCUCAAGCUGUUCCCCAGACGCAACUCCAGCAUGCGGGUCCCCCAGCCCAAGAUCAGCACCGUGGGCCUCACCCUGGAGGAGGAGGCCGAGGACGAUUUCCAGGACACCCGCCUAUGAGCCCCCGGGCAGGGCCAGGCCAGGCCAGGCCAGGUGCCACCAAGGGAAGGCAGAGAGAGGAUGGACGUGGAGAGAUUCAGAACAGGUCCUCUUCCUGUUGCCAGACCUCUAGCCUCUAAUUCAGAGACUCAGUAGAGCCAACUGGCUUAGACCGAGACAAGAAAAGGCACAGCUUGUUCUCCGUCCAUAUCUCAACGGUGUCUUAUAGGUACAGCUUUGGUGUCAUUAGGCUAAAAACAAUCUUUUAUCUAUGUGAAAGUUGGCUGUUCAUAGACAGCAGAGACGGAACGGUUUUAAUAAGAGGUUAUUAAUUAUUAUUUAUUAAUUAUUCAUUAGUUAUUAUUAUUAUUAUUAUUAAUUAACAUGGACAUCAAGUCAUCUGCCUCAGCAUUUAUUGUAUGAGGUCUAUGCAAAAAAGGUACUUUAAUACUUUUUUACAGUAACAACAAACUUUGUCCCCUCCUGCACCUUCGGUUUCAUAUCAGAUAGCUCUAUCCUAUUCCUCUGCAUAGCCUCUCUAAACCAGACACUUUAUGAAGAUUUUAGUUGUGUGCUGCGUUGUACCUUGACUGGAGCCUCGAAAUGUGAUUGUAUCAAGGUUAUUUUUUUUACUUUGUAAAUUAAGAGUUAUUUGUCUCUAUUGCUUGUAUUCAUCAAAACGAUUUUGUUGAUUUAAAAGGUAAAUUAAUUGUAAGUAUCGUAACUCAUGAAAUGGUGGCAUUUUCAAAGAAAGAGCAUGGGCAUUUAUUGUAUUAAUCCAUGGGAACAGCCAAGUUCCAGACGUUUGAUAGAAUUGACUUGAGAUGUGUGGACUGGUAUGAUACACAUCAGUGAUAUUCACCAUGUAUUUUCCAUAUUCAAAAUGAGUAUUUCAUCCAGUAUAGACUCAGGUCGCAGGCAUCUACAGUGUUUGUCUACAGUUUUGUGUUAAAUAGUACAGAUUCCCAUAUCUCCUUUAAGUCUACUCAACUCUGUCAUCAGAGUAAACCCUUCAGCCUAUCCCAUCCUAAGCACAAUAAUGGUGUGAUGUCAAAUCUGCAAUUAGCUAUCGGCAGAUUAAUACGUCCCACAGGAGUUUGCACCAAAGGCUGCAGUGAAAGAGGGAGACUAAUAUUUUAUAUGUCCACACCCACAGUAUGUCAACACAUCCAUUUGUAGCAAUCUAUGCUUUUUGUUCUUCUGGCUUGUGGGCUCAUUAAAUCAACAUAUUCCUUUGAAAUAUUUUAAUUAACUUAUCCUAUGACCCUUUUUGUGAACAAACACACAAAAAUGAAUCUGAAAAUGACACUUUUUUUUUUAAAUUUACAGAUAGAACAAUGUGCUGUUUGUUUCGCGGAAUGUGAAAUUGGUGAAUGAUGUUAAAGGAAUCUAAUUUGUGAACCCAACACAUGACCAGAUUUAUAAUGUCAGCUUAGCUAUGGGAAAAAAGAGUGUAUUCAUAGGAAAACAAUGUCAAAAUUGUAUUAUAUAUGUAUUUUUGUUUUUCCUGAGGAAAUUAUUUCUGCAAUCAAAUUGUUUUCCAUUAAAAUGAUUUUGAGAGA